AUGCCCAGCAGGGCCAUCCUAUGCGACUGGUGGCGUGGCUUUGCUGUGAAAGCUACAGCUCUGCGCGAAUUUUCCGAGUCUGGCCCUGUCAUACCCUCUGUAUUCCGUGUAUUCCCCGACACCCUGGACAGUCCCGUCGAGGAACGUGUCCGACCUCAGCUCCCUGACAUGGAGGAGGACUACUUUGCCUCCAUCCUCCACCCGUAA
Aspergillus eucalypticola CBS 122712 is the source of this 207-nucleotide messenger RNA. RefSeq lists its product as uncharacterized. Bases 1 to 207 code for a protein of 68 amino acids. Lineage: Eukaryota; Fungi; Ascomycota; Eurotiomycetes; Eurotiales; Aspergillaceae. The record is from RefSeq and is a predicted model, not a curated record. The transcript has 3 exons.